AUGGAAGAGGUUCUUAGGUCCAGGAUCGAAGGCGCAUUUGCGAAUGAGGCGGUAUUGGAUAGAGUGAGUGAAAGGGUGAGGGACGUUGCCUUCGAAGAGGAAAUAGUACAAGACAUGGGAAUGGAAGAUGAUGAGGUUGAGGUAGGUGGAGGAGAGCAAAGUGUUGAGAAUGGAAUGGAUGCGGCUGAAGUUGUGACAAUAACGGCUGAUGAUUUUUUGCGAAUGGAGUUCAACAAUCCUAAGGAAGCUGCUCAUAUAUAUGAAGAGUACAGCCGAGUGAAGGGUUUUGCUGUUCGACAAGGUUUUCGGGACAAGAAAUGGUUAGAAAAGCAGGAUCGCAAAAGAGAGCACAAGGUUGUCACCCGUUGUGGGUGUCCUGCCGAGAUGCGGAUAAAGCCAAGGAUUGGUACGGGAAAGUGGUUUGGGGCACGUUUUGUGGAUGAGCAUAACCAUGAUCUUUUGCCUCAAAAGUUUGUGGAGUACUUGACUGCACACAGGAGGAUUUCGGAUGUUGACAUAGCGCACAUGGAUAGCCUGCGGCAAGUGGGAAUUUCAAUCCCGAAAAUAUACGAGUCAAUAGCAGCACAAGCUGAGGGUUUCAACUGCAAUGGUGUUGUCAAUGCAGCACUAAGGUUGUUGGAGGUAGCUUCUAGGAGAGAUGAGAAGAUGUAUUGGAGGUACAAGGUAGGGGUUGGUCAACACAUGUGUGACUUAUUCUGGAGUGACGGUUGUAGUCAGGAGGAUUUCAAAUUAUUCGGUGAUGUUCUUGCCUUUGAUGCUACCUAUGGACGAAACAAAUACAAUCUUCCAGUCGUUGUUUUCUCUGAAGUUAACAAUCACAACCAGACAUGUGUUUUUGCAACCGCAAUGGUAUCAAGUGAAACACAAUCUUCGUAUGUAUCGGUUCUAAGAAAGUUUCUUGAAUGUAUGGAUGGCAGAGCUCCGAAGGCCAUAAUAACUGACGGGGAUAGAUCAAUGCGAGUAGCUAUCCAGGAGGUCUUUCCCGAUGCUCAUCAUAGGCUUUGCGCAUGGCACCUACUGAAAAAUGCUACUUCCAAUGUAUGUAUGCCGAGGUUCACAUCCUUGUUUAGGCACUGCAUGCUAGCAGACAUAGAGGUGGAGGAGUUUGAGUUGCAGUGGGAAGCAAUGCUUACAUACGUGGAAGGUUAUUUGCUGGCAUUAGGACGACUUCCCGAUGCGAAUCAUUGCAUGCGAAGCUUGGGUGGUUUGUGGAGAGCAGACAACAAAGAUGAGCUCGAGUUUCGAUCAUCAUAUGGGACCCCUGUAAUCCAGACAGAGUUUCCCGAGCUCGAAAAGUCCGGUGCAAUAAAUUUCACACGUGAGAUUUUUGCAAGAUACCGGGAGUCAUUGAAGAGGUGUGUGCGUGUUACAGUGUUAGGGUGCAUAAAAUCGGAAGGCACAUGCACAUACGUGACUCAGAAAUAUAGGAGGCCAGAGAGGAGGUGGAACGUGACUCACCAUGGAAUGCCCGACACUUUUGUAUGCACUUGCUUAAGGAUGGAAUCUUUCGGACUUCCUUGCGUCCACAUACUUGCAGUGCUUGUCCGAUUAGACAUUGGGUCCCUCUCGAAGAGCCUGGUGCUGCAACGAUGGUCGAAGGCAGCCAAGGUUGAAAUGUCUGGGGUUAAUCAAGUCGACGACACGGAGGCACUUUAUCGUAACCCUGUUGGUACUUUCUUGCAACAUUGCAAAAGGUUCGCUCGGGUUGCUUGUCAGAGUGAAGAGAACUUCAAGGUGUACACAGAGAAAGUGGUGGAGGACACACUGAGGCUAGAAAUGAUGAACGGGGAUGCUGGUGAUGGUGCAGGGAGUCAUCAUGCGGCGCAGGGGGUUAGAGACCCAAUUGGUGUUCGCACAAAGGGGACCGGGCGAGCUAAUGAGCCGGUUGGAUCAAGGGCUGUCAAGCGGAGGAAGUGCAGCACAUGCGGUUGCCUGGGACAUAGACGUACUCGAUGUCCCAAUGGGCCACGAGUAACAACUUCAUAUACAGAGCAGAACACCGUGCCAAGUCAGCAUAUGCCUAAUAGAGACCCAACGGUGUCAUAUGCUGGCAAUGAAAGCAACAAGCGUCGAAGGAGUGUAGGCUAA
Messenger RNA from Arachis stenosperma, 2109 nucleotides. RefSeq names its product protein FAR1-RELATED SEQUENCE 7-like. The coding region runs from base 1 to 2109 and encodes 702 amino acids. The record is from RefSeq and is a predicted model, not a curated record. Gene Ontology annotation, biological process: regulation of DNA-templated transcription. Gene Ontology annotation, molecular function: zinc ion binding. Lineage: Eukaryota; Viridiplantae; Streptophyta; Magnoliopsida; Fabales; Fabaceae. The transcript has 7 exons.